AUGGCAAAUGAGCAGAUCGAUCCUAUGGUGUUGCGCCUCGUCGACCGGAAAGGGGACGUAGCACUGGUGCUCCGAAACGCGUCGCCCCCAACCAAGAUCCGCGUAUCAUCCAGGGCCCUGAUCUCCGCCUCGCCGUUUUUCAGAGCCAUGUUGAAUGGACACUAUGCCGAGGGUAAGCAGCUUAUCGAGACUGGUCGUGCUGAGAUCGAGCUGGAAGACGAGGAUGACCCGGAGGCGAUGGUCAUGGUCCUAAAAGCGAUUCACAGCCGGCACACGCCAAGAUUCGAGCAGAUACCACGGACACUGAUGAGGGUCAUCAUAAUCUUGGACAAAUUUAUGAUUCCCAGAGAGAAGUUUGAACGUCAGUUGUUGGCCUGUGUUGAGACGCUGCAGCCCCCGACCGACUCAGACGAAAUGACCUGCCUGGUGUGUAUCGUUUGGAUGCUGGGUUAUCCAAGCGUUUUUGCAAUGCUGGCGCGGGCUAUUGUGGUAGCAGGCGUGAAACUUGAUUUCACUGGAUUACCGGUUCCUGGUCAAGUUGCUGGUAUGAUUUCCCAAACAUGGCACCAGAACAUGAAUCUGAUAUGCUAG
Penicilliopsis zonata CBS 506.65 is the source of this 591-nucleotide messenger RNA. RefSeq lists its product as hypothetical. The coding region runs from base 1 to 591 and encodes 196 amino acids. NCBI's taxonomy places the organism in Eukaryota, Fungi, Ascomycota, Eurotiomycetes, Eurotiales, Aspergillaceae. Gene Ontology annotation, molecular function: protein binding. The record is from RefSeq and is a predicted model, not a curated record. The transcript has a single exon.